GCUCGAGCACAUCAUCAGCUGCGGUGUGUCGGAGAGCGAGAAACUUCGCUCGCGGCCCCUUCUCGCUUUUUCCUUACAGGAUUCCCUCCGAAUUCCUCCCCCCCCCCCCCAGUCGCUUCUUCCCUCCGGAGCAAGCAGGGCCUUUAUCAACGACGCGGGUUGGUCCUCGUUUUGUGCGUGUGUGUCCUCUCUCUGAGCCGCCCCAGGAGGGCUUCCUGCGCCGGCUUCCCUCUCGGCGCCGAACACGAAGCCCACGAGGCCCGACCCGGAGGGGCAGAGCAGCCCCCCGAAGACGGAGAACGCCGAGAGAAUGGAGUCUCCGGAUAAGAAGGACACGGAUUGGAGAUUGGCCACGCCCACAAAGUCCGACGUCAUGCCUCGAUCGCCCGGUUUACCUGCGUCCCCGGUCCUCAGGUCGAAAAGUGGCAAAGACAGCAUUAAAGCAGAGGAGAGGCAGAAGCUCGCCAAGGAGCGGAGAGAGGAAAAGGCCAAAUAUCUUGAAGAGCUCAGCUUGUUGCAAGCUGCCAAAAAGAGCCAGUGGCUGGAGAAGGAGGAGAAGGCCCGGCAGCUGAGGGAACAGCAGCUGGAGGAGCGCCGCAGGAAGCUGGAGGGACAGCGGGUCAAGGCGGAGAAACGGCGAGCCACCCUGGAGGAGAGACAGAAGCAGAAGCUGGAGAAGAACAAAGAACGCUACGAGGCGGCCAUCCACAGGUCAACCAAGAAAACGUGGGCCGAGAUCCGCCAGCAGCGGUGGUCCUGGGCGGGGGCCCUGAGCCAGAACUCAAGCCGGAAGGAAGGCAGAUGCUCUGUGUCUACGGUCAACCUGCCCAAACACGUGGACUCUGUUAUAAGCAAGCGACUGUCCAAGUCGUCCGCUACGCUCUGGAACUCCCCCAGCAGAAGCCGCAGCCCUGCGCUGAGUGCGUGGGAGAGCAGCAUAGUCGACCGGCUGAUGACGCCGACGCUGUCUUUCCUCGCCAGGAGCCGCAGCGCCGCCAGCGUCCUCCCCAAUGGCAAAGACGGCCACUCCCCUCUCUGUCCCCGGUCGGCCUCGGCCAGCCCGCUCACUAUUUGCGCACACCAGCCCCCCCACCAACACCAUCAACACCACCACCGCUGCUCCGAGCGCUGGAGGGUGACGUCCAGCACGCCCGACAUCACGCAGCGGCCCCGCAGACGGAGCUCCACGCCGCUGGAUAAAAACAAGAAAGAAAAGAAAGACAAGGAACGGGAGAACGAAAAGGAGAAGAAUGCCAUCAGUAAAGAGGUGUUUAAGAAGAGGCAGUCUCUACCCAGUAUGAGGCAAAGACCUGAUCUGAGCCCCAGUCCUUUAUCGAGACAACGGCCGUCGUCCCCGGCCGCGCCGAGGGGCAGAACCGCCUCCCCCAGCCCCGCCGCCUCACCCAAGCCUCCAUCCGCCCGUGGAAGCCCAUCAUCAACCCCUAAAGGACGACCAAAAAGAGCCGGGACCCCUGCAAAGAUGGACCAGCGCACCUCCUCCCCCAUCUCCCUCGAAAGGGAGAGAGAACACCGCCGGCCCGCGACGCCCGAACAAAGAAAGACAGCUUCACCGCGGCCCUCCAGCGCGACGGCCGCAGCCUCCUCCCCCUCGCCGGAGCCGGCCCGCUCCUCUCCCUCCGUCCCGGCGCCAUCGCCUACGCCUUCUCCCUCGGCCAAGCCCACGGCCGGCACAAACAACCAGGAGGAGGCGGCUCGCAUCCUGGCGGAGAAGCGGCGAGAGGCGCGAGUGCAGCGGGAGAAGGACGAGCAGGAGCGGCGCCAACAGGAGGAGAAGGAGAGGAUCCUGAGAGAUGAGCGGAUAGCCAGGGAGGCAGAGGAGCGGCGGCUCAGGGAGGAGGAGGCGCGCUCCAUGGCCGAGGAGCAGAGGCGGAGGGACGAGGCCCAGCGCCUGCAGGACGAGCGGGAGGCCGAGGAGAGGGCCAGGGCCGAGCAGGAGGAGAACGUGCGCCUGCAGAAGCAGAAGGAAGAAGCUGAGGCUAAAGCCCGGGAGGAGGCGGAGAAGCAACGUCUGGAGAGGGAGAAGCACUUCCUCAAGGAGGAGCAGGAGAGGCUGGAGAGAAAAAAGCGUCUGGACGAGAUCAUGAAGAGGACCCGCAAGACGGACGCCGGCGACAAGAAAGAGACUAAGUCCUCUCUCAUAAACGUUAGUGAGAAAGAGGCAGAGAGCAGCAAAGUAUCUGCUGAUUAUCAGCCAAAGCCGGAGGUCAACCAGCAGGAGAAUGGACAGACGAGCGUCAGAGGAAGCGGCCCCCCGGCGCCGGCCGUCAACGGGAUCCGGAACGGCCCGCCCGCCGCCGAAGACGCGCUCUCCCGCUUCGGAGGCGCCGCCCGCCUCGCCGCCAACGGAGCUCGGGGCCGCUGUGAGGGCGGCGCGGCCACGGAGCCCAUCCUGGCGUUCCAAAGCGAGGAGACCUUCAUGAAACAGGGCCCCAUGAAGCCUCAUCACGUCGCAGAGGUCCUGUGACCUGUGCUCUCCCCCCCCCCCCCACCCGAGCCUUUGUGUGCUGCGCCGAAAGCCCCCAGAAAAACAAACUGUAGUCCCUGCGAGGACGAAGCGGAGACACAGAAGACGAAGACCCUCGGACUCGAGAGCAAAUGACGACAUGGGUGAAAAGUUGGUGCAUCAGUGUUAACAUGUUUGUGGCAUAGAUUCCAUGCACCUUAAUACUCGAUAGUGUCAUCCUGUGCGCAUUACAGCUGAGUCAUUGUUAGCGUCAGCUGGAAGUGGUUUUUUUUCUUUUGUUCUUUAGUUAUUUAACUGAAAGAUGAAUAUAAAAGGCUGGGUACAUUUUGUGAAUAAUGUAAAUUACCUUGUGUGAUGGACGAAGGAGCUCUGUGUCUGUUUAAGUCACUCUGCUCCGAGUAAAGACAGGUAUCCUACAUCCUGGUUUGUAUAAAGCUACCUGUAUUCGUUUCUUUCUUUUCUUUUUUUUAAAGUUAUAUUGAGAAAUCUGGCUUAAUGUGUGUGUGCACAUUUCAGCUCUGAUGGAUUGCACGCAGAACUGGGCGUGACGGCGAGAGUGCAACCUCACAAAUGAGACACCACGGGUCAUUUUUAAGGCUGAUCACACACUCGUGUGUGUACGCUGUGCAUUGUGUGUAUUGUUUUGAUGUGCUGUUAACGUCAGUGGGAGCACCUCAAGUCUUAUUAAAGGCCAGCUGUCCAGUC
Pungitius pungitius (ninespine stickleback) is the source of this 3190-nucleotide messenger RNA. It is a transcript of the gene map7d1a, whose product is annotated as MAP7 domain containing 1a. The transcript is spliced from 19 exons. Lineage: Eukaryota; Metazoa; Chordata; Actinopteri; Perciformes; Gasterosteidae. Gene Ontology annotation, biological process: microtubule cytoskeleton organization. Bases 311 to 2485 code for a protein of 724 amino acids. Gene Ontology annotation, cellular component: microtubule cytoskeleton. The record is from RefSeq and is a predicted model, not a curated record.